Staurois parvus is the source of this 375-nucleotide messenger RNA. The record is from the annotation of a GenBank genome assembly. Lineage: Eukaryota; Metazoa; Chordata; Amphibia; Anura; Ranidae.
CUUUCCCCCCCUUCCAGUCCGGACACUUUGUCCCCCUUCCAGUCCGGACACUUUCACCCCCUUCCAGUCCGGACACUUUCCCCCCUUCCAGUCCGGACACUUUCACCCCCUUCCAGUCCGGACACUUUCACCCCCUUCCAGUCCCCAGACACUUUCACCCCCUUCCUGUCCGGACACUUUCCCCCCAUUCCAGUCCGGACACUUUCCCCCCCUUCCAGUCCGGACACUUUCCCCCCCUUCCAGUCCGGACACUUUUCACCCCCUUCCAGUCCGGACACUUUCACCCCCUUCCAGUCCGGACACUUUCACCCCCUUCCAGUCCGGACACUUUCCCUCCCUUCCAGUCCGGACACUUUCACCCCCUUCCAGUCCGGA